Lates calcarifer (barramundi perch) is the source of this 1606-nucleotide messenger RNA. Its product is annotated as ras-related protein Rab-15. The transcript has 7 exons. Gene Ontology annotation, molecular function: GTPase activity; GTP binding. Bases 161 to 799 code for a protein of 212 amino acids. The record is from RefSeq and is a predicted model, not a curated record. NCBI's taxonomy places the organism in Eukaryota, Metazoa, Chordata, Actinopteri, Centropomidae.
UCCUGUAAGUUCAGACUGACUGUACAACGUCCGAGACUUAGAAAUUCAGCGUUUCCAAGGGACCCUGAAGGUAGCACACAGCGACACAGUGAAUGAGGACAGCAGCCAGGAUCUACAUGGAAGAGUCAUGCUUUCUCUCACGUUGUAGUUUUUUGGGGUCAUGGCUAAGCAAUACGACAUUUUGCUCAGGCUGCUCAUGCUCGGAGACUCUGGAGUUGGAAAGACUUGCAUGUUGCGCAGGUUCACGGAAAGUGAAUUUGAUCCUUCACAUAUUUCCACCAUCGGAGUUGACUUUAAAAUGAAAACACUAGAAAUAGAUGGAAUCAAGGUGCGAGUACAGAUAUGGGACACGGCCGGUCAGGAGCGUUAUCAGACCAUUACUAAACAGUACUACAGGCGGGCACAGGGUAUCAUCUUUGUCUACGACAUCACAAAUGAGCCGUCCUUUCAGCACAUAGCGAAGUGGGCCAGCGAUGUGGAUGAAUGUGCCCCAGACAAGGUGCAGAGGAUCUUGGUAGGAAACAAGUCUGAUGAAGAACUCGGGAGGCAGGUGACAACGGAACAAGGAAGCAAGUUAGCAGAAACCUAUGAGAUGGACUUCUUUGAAACCAGUGCUUCUACUAACAGUAACAUCAGCGAGUCGUUCACUCGUGUGACAGAACUGGUGCUGCAGGCUCACAAGAGAGACGUGGACAAGUUGUUGGGAUCCUUGGAUGAUUAUCUAGAAAAGGCUGCUCUGGAGGAAGAGAAGGGGAGUCAAAAUGCUGACGGCAGCGCUCAGAGGGGUUGCGCCUGUUAGCAAGAGGUGUCAUGGCUGAUACUUUAAGAGAUCUGUUCCUCACUGUGACUCGACUCAACCCUCCUCUGCCUUCUUCACCUGUCGGAUAAGAGGGUGUUGGUUUGGUUGGUUUCACUUUUUCUAAGUCACUGAAGUUACGUCUUGGUAAAUGCAGUUAGCAGCAGCUACCAGCAGAGGGAUAAUUUUGUUGCAUGAUCCCUGAACCCUGUAGCCAGCGAGGAGUCUGCAGUACAUUUCAUGAAGGUAGCUGUGUCCAUUUGCUCCAGCAAAACUGUAAAUACACAUGCUUGUUUCAUUUUCCUUUGGUGAAAUGCAGCUUAGCACAAUCUGCUUCAUCAAUUUCUGUAUUCCAUCGCUUUUGCUUUCUUGUUGCUUGGCAGGCUGCAUAUUAACAAAUUGGUUAUAUGUGAUUUCAUAUCAAAGAAAUCUGUUUAUAAAGGUGAAUACAGAUGCUACAACAAGACAGACAGAGGAUAGGGUUGAAUUAUUUACACCUGGAAACUCAAACCAAGCAGAGAUGGAUUCAUUUACACAAUCGACUUAUUUCCUCAGGGAAGACAUUGUUGUGCCAUGUUCAAUGACCUUUCUGAAUGCAGUUUAUUUGCUAUCCGGAAUGUAUAUAUACACUUGUUUUAUGAAUGUGAUGCAGUAAAGUAUUGUUACUGCUGCUUAAUAUGUUUUCCAUGUCUGCAGAGGUGCCACAGCCAUUGUAAUUUUAAUAUAAUUUGUAAAACUCAAGAAUGAUGGAAAAAAGUAAUGUAUGGUGUUUUGGGGGUAAAUAAAUUGAAGUUUAAUAUUUAAAUCUAA